CAUCCUGCUUCUGAGGUUUCAAUAUUUACUCAGAGCAGCAGGCGUGAGAAAUGGCCGUCCAGCAGCAGCCAGCCCCGAUGGUUACUAUGGUGACCACCACGACCCACACCUCAGGGCAAUGGAGCACGACCCUCUGCGACUGCUUCAGUGACAUGGGCACCUGUUGCUGCGGUCUUUGGUGCUUCCCGUGCAUGCAGUGUGAGACAGCCAAUAACUUUGGUUGGUGCUGCUGCUCGCCGAUGUGCGACGUCUGCUUCGUGGUGUCCUGCUCGCUCCGAUCUUCCAUAAGGGAGCGCUACAGCAUCCCUGGUUCGUGUUGUGAGGACUGUUGCACAGUUAUGUGCUGCUACCUGUGCGCCUGGUGCCAGAUGAGUCGGGAGGUGAAGAUCAGGAAGGGAACACCGACCCAUGCCUCGGUGAUUACCACCCAAGUCAAUGUCUGACAAAAACAACAACAACAAAAAGCAAACCAACAACAGUUUGUUUUAUAGAGUGAACCACAAAGGUGUAAGUGCCUUAGUUUGGAUUAUCAAGCCACCGUUUGUAGUCGAGUUAAACUUCACAGUACAGUAUUAUGUCAAAUCAGUUUUUUACUGUUCGACCUUUGAUUCACGCUGGCUAAUAAAGUUUUCUUAAUUAUACAAGAA
Molecule: messenger RNA, 647 nt
Organism: Thalassophryne amazonica
Lineage: Eukaryota; Metazoa; Chordata; Actinopteri; Batrachoidiformes; Batrachoididae
Gene: ponzr1
Product: plac8 onzin related protein 1
Exons: 4
Coding region: 51-443 (130 amino acids)
Source: RefSeq, a predicted model, not a curated record